Acipenser ruthenus (sterlet) is the source of this 2669-nucleotide messenger RNA. It is a transcript of the gene aldh5a1, whose product is annotated as aldehyde dehydrogenase 5 family, member A1 (succinate-semialdehyde dehydrogenase). Lineage: Eukaryota; Metazoa; Chordata; Actinopteri; Acipenseriformes; Acipenseridae. Gene Ontology annotation, molecular function: succinate-semialdehyde dehydrogenase (NAD+) activity. Gene Ontology annotation, biological process: GABA catabolic process. The transcript is spliced from 10 exons. The record is from RefSeq and is a predicted model, not a curated record. Bases 424 to 1968 code for a protein of 514 amino acids.
CCUAGACAGCGGAAGUUGAUUAUGUAGAUAUGUGUUGUACCUUGAGUUUAUGAAACUAGAGAAAACUGGUUUUAUUUGCAAUAUUAAGGCAAUAUUCUGAGGGAUAAUUAAACUAAAGAACAUUGGUUUUAUAUUUGCAAUGUUAAUCUGCACAAUUAUUCGAAUUGAACUGAACUGAUCCAUAUUUUAAGAAUAAGCCUGAUUAAUUUAAAAAAGAAGAAAAAAAAGCAAUAAUCAAAGUCACAUGACUUGCGCAGACUCCUGUGUAAAAAUUUGUUUUCUGCAGUACAGUUGUGCGAGGGUGUUGGAACUGGACUGAUGCUGAAUAAACGGCAAAAUUAUUUAGCAUAAAAACAACAUAUUUGUUUUUUUAUGUUUUACGAUAGUUGCUAUUAUUAUUGAACAAGCCAGUCUGUAUCUGCUAUGAUGGGCGUUUUAUGUCUAAUUCGAGAUCGUGUUUUUUUCUCUCGCUCUACCCCUGGCUUGGUUGCUGCGAUCCGCCGGGGAUAUUCACUCUCUGUCUCCCAGAAUUUAGUUCGCACUCAAGCCUAUAUCGGUGGUCGCUGGGUGUCCGCUCCUGCUUCUUUCCCAGUGUUGGAUCCUGCAACUGGGAAGGAGCUAGCCAAGGUGGCGGAUUGCGGGACCCAUGAGGCCAAAGAAGCUGUCAAUGCUGCCUAUACUGCAUUUCAGUCGUGGAAGCAAAGCUUAGCUAAGGAAAGAAGUGUGCUGCUCCGAAAAUGGUACGAACUGGUAAUGCAAAACAAAGAUGAUCUUGCCAAAUUAAUAACAGCAGAAUGUGGGAAACCUUUAACAGAAGCCUAUGGGGAAGUUGCGUACUCUGCCUCCUUUCUCGAAUGGUUUUCUGAAGAAGCUCGGCGGGUCUAUGGCGAUGUUGUCCCCCUUACUGCAAAGGACCGAAGGAUUCUGUUACUCAAACAGCCUGUGGGAGUAGCAUCGAUUAUAACUCCUUGGAACUUCCCCAGUGCGAUGAUCACUCGGAAGGCUGGAGCAGCCUUGGCAGCAGGAUGCACAGUGGUGGUGAAACCAGCUGAGGACACUCCUCUAUCUGCUCUUGCGCUGGCUGAGCUGGCUUCUCAGGCAGGGAUCCCAGCGGGAGUCUACAACGUUCUCCCCUGCUCGAGGACCAGCACCCCUGCUGUAGGGGAGGUGUUGUGUACUAACCCGCUGGUUGGCAAAAUCUCCUUCACAGGCUCAACUGCUACUGGAAAGGUUCUGCUGAGACAUGCUGCUGGCACAGUGAAGAGGGUCUCGAUGGAGCUGGGGGGAAACGCUCCAUUCAUUGUGUUUGAUAGUGCUGAUGUGGACCAGGCUGUCAUUGGGGCCAUGGGCUCCAAGUUCAGAAACUCUGGUCAGACCUGUGUGUGUUCAAACCGUUUCCUGGUGCAGAAAGGGAUCCACGACAUAUUUGUAGAAAAACUAGCGAAAGCAAUGGAGAAACAGCUGCAUGUGGGACAUGGGUUUGAGUCAAAGACCACACAGGGCCCCCUGAUUAACGAAAGAGCUGUGGAAAAGGUGGAGAAGCAGAUAGCAGAUGCCGUGUCUCACGGUGCCAAAGUGGUAAAAGGAGGGAAGCGUCUCAAAGGGUCUUUUAUGGAGCCAACUCUCCUCUCCAACGUUACUACAGACAUGCUGUGCACUCAGGAGGAGACGUUUGGACCCCUGGUGCCGGUUCUCAAAUUUGACACAGAGGAAGAAGCACUUGCAAUAGCUAAUUCUGCCUCAGUAGGUUUGGCAGGUUAUUUUUAUUCCAAGGACCCCAGUCAGAUCUGGCGAGUUGCAGAGCAGCUGGAAGUGGGGAUGGUCGGAGUGAAUGAAGGGUUGCUAUCAGCUGCUGAAGCUCCUUUUGGUGGUGUGAAGCAAUCUGGCAUCGGGAGAGAGGGGUCUAAGUACGGAAUUGAAGAAUACUUAGAAGUCAAAUACAUGUGCUUUGGAGGGCUGUCAACCUGAACAUAGAGCAUCAAUACCCCUCCUCCCUGAUCAUUGUUGUCCCUUUAUGUAAAAAGAGGGAAAGAAAAGACACAGUAAGAACAGUAGUGGAAAGUUACCCAUUAAGCACAAAUGUUGUAAUUUUAAUUGUAAUUGUUUUAAUAACAAACAGAUCUACUGUAUCAACAAAUAAUCUUAGUUUCAGUCGCUAGUAAAUAGCAGAAGGAUUAAACAUGUAGGUUUUUAUUUCAAAUUGUGAAUCAGGAAUAAGCACAUUGUUUUAUUUACAUUCUACUAACUUUUUGUUUAUUGUAUUUGAUAGUCCUUUAUCAUAGUGGACAAAGAAUGUGUUACAGAAAAUGAUAAAUAAGGUUAACAUCUGUUUGUGAAUUUUCACUGGGAACCUUUUAAUGACUUGAAAAGGUCAGAAUUAAAGUAAAUGUGAAAUGAAACUGCCAAAAUUCACCACGAUCUUCAAUAGUAUUGCUAAUUCAGAAUAAAACCCCAUAAUUACAUGUAUGUAUGAAGGAUAAAAAAGGUUAAGAAUCUUGUCUACAUCAUAUCUAAACUGUAUUGUUGCCAAAUUAAAUUAGUUGUUGUUUAGAAAAGAUGUUCUACAGAGAUUUUUAGGCAAUAAUGAUGUUGUUCUUGACUAUCAUAGUGUAUGCUGUUUUGAUGUUGUAAAGAAAUUUACAUGAAAUAAAUAUUAGUUUUAAGAGAAA